Molecule: messenger RNA, 468 nt
Organism: Dipodomys ordii (Ord's kangaroo rat)
Lineage: Eukaryota; Metazoa; Chordata; Mammalia; Rodentia; Heteromyidae
Gene: Tmie
Product: transmembrane inner ear
Exons: 4
Coding region: 1-468 (155 amino acids)
Source: RefSeq, a predicted model, not a curated record
AUGGCCGGACCAGGCCCAGACUCCAGGCAGCUCUGGGCUCUGGGCAGCGCCAUGCUGGGGGCCUGCCUGGCAGGGGUGGCAGCGGCACAGCUGGUGGAGCCCAGCACGGCCCCCCCCAAGCCCAAGCCCCCCCCACUGACCAAGGAGACCGUGGUGUUUUGGGACAUGCGGCUGUGGCACGUCGUGGGCAUCUUUUCACUCUUCGUGCUAUCCAUCAUCAUCACUUUGUGCUGUAUCUUCAACUGUCGAGUUCCUCGUACCCGAAAAGAGAUCGAGGCCCGGUACCUCCAGAAAAAAGCAGCCAAGAUGUACACGGACAAACUGGAGACCGUACCACCACUGAACGAGCUCACAGAAAUCCCAGGAGAGGAGAAGAAGAAGAAGAAGAAGGACAGCGUGGACACGGUGGCCAUCAAAGUCGAAGAAGACGAGAAGAAUGAAGCCAAAAAGAAGAAAGGAGAGAAAUGA